Sceloporus undulatus (fence lizard) is the source of this 994-nucleotide messenger RNA. Its product is annotated as regulator of nonsense transcripts 1-like. Lineage: Eukaryota; Metazoa; Chordata; Lepidosauria; Squamata; Phrynosomatidae. The transcript has 5 exons. The coding region runs from base 269 to 994 and encodes 241 amino acids. The record is from RefSeq and is a predicted model, not a curated record.
CUCAGGGCACGCAUGCGCCAGACGCUUUCAGCGCGUGCGCACUGAGGAGCCAUUCUUCCUCCUCUUCACUCUCUCUGCCUUGUGCGCGCGCCGCUCGGGACAGACGUUAGGCCGCCCUCGGAUUGGCUGGUUCCGUUAAAUCGCCCCCCGUCAAGGCUCGCGACGAGGACGACGGUUGCGGCCCAGCGUUCUGCGCAGGCGCAGUAGGCCCUCGCUCGCUGGUUCCGAAGGGGGCCUCCGCCGCCGCUCCUGUGAGGAAACCGCCAUCAUGAGCGUGGAGGCGUACGGGCCCAGCUCCCAGACGCUGACCUUCCUGGACACCGAGGAGGCCGAGCUCCUGGGCGCCGACACCCAGGGCUCCGAGUUCGAGUUCACCGAUUUCACUUUGCCCAGCCAGACCCAGACGCCGCCCGGAGGAGCAGGAACCGCCGGAGGCUCCGGAAGCAGCGGCAGCGCCGCCGCCAACAACGCCGGAGCCGGAGGGGCGGGGAGCGGGCCAGCCUCAGCCGCUGCUGCUGCUCAAGGGAGCCCCGUCGGAGCCGGGGUCGGGCCGCCCUCCGUCGGCGUCUCUGGGCAACUCGAGGCCCAGGUGAACGGGCCUGAUGGCAUCCCCAGAAUGGGCGUGGAUGACAGCGCUCAGACGACCGCCCAGCCCUCUGCAGAACUCAAUUUGAGGAGGCUGAGGAAACACCUUACCACAAGACCUCCCUCUACUGGGCACUCCCAUGAUCCAGCUGGUGGCUACUGUAACACCAGCAAAAGUGGUUCUGCAUGGGCCGUGGGAAUACACUGCAGAAUGCAGAGUGCCCUCAAACAUUUGCGGUGGAGAAACUCUGUGUCCUGGCUACAACCGUCACAAGCUUCUGGUCUGGAGGUGGAAGAUGUCAUUAUCAAUGUCAGUGCCAAAGCGCUGUCACGGCACAAGGGCUACCUGACCUUAACAAUCUCAGGUGUAGCCUGUAAAACAGUCUUGCAGCGUCCCCUUGACCUUUAG